Armigeres subalbatus is the source of this 3010-nucleotide messenger RNA. RefSeq lists its product as uncharacterized. The record is from RefSeq and is a predicted model, not a curated record. The coding region runs from base 569 to 2410 and encodes 613 amino acids. Lineage: Eukaryota; Metazoa; Arthropoda; Insecta; Diptera; Culicidae. Gene Ontology annotation, biological process: nucleoside transmembrane transport. The transcript has 8 exons. Gene Ontology annotation, molecular function: nucleoside:sodium symporter activity. Gene Ontology annotation, cellular component: plasma membrane.
UGACAGUCAUUACCGCGACAUCAAGGUGUACGGUGAUCAACUCGCCUGCCCGUGUAGUGCCUAUUCGCUCUGAAAGUUGUUUCUCGAGUAUUGCCGAUCAUCGUCGCCAAUAACCGUGGAGAAGGCCGAUAGCAAACUAUUGUAGUAGCUUCCACACAUUGGUUAUUUCCCGCGCGAUACCGUUGAAGUCACUGGAAUCGUUUUCGCUCGGUGAAUCAUCAAUGUUUUGACUGCAAUUGUGUUAAAGUGAGAAUUGCUAGUGCGGUUUUAGAUUUGGUGAACGAUACAAUUGCAUCCCAAGAAGAGAAUAGAUUAUAAUCUAAUUAAUCUGAAAGUAUAAGCUGUUAACGUCAAAAAAUAUUUUUAAUUCGUAAAAAUCAGUGCCUGGCUGAAACAUCUAUGUGAUUACUAGAAGACCUCAACCCCUCCGAAAAGGUUACACCUACCGACGCAAUUUGGAACCGGAUUGUAAAAACAGAUAUGAAAUGAGUGCGACCAGUUAGCAAAUAACAGCGUUGCUUGACCUAACCAGCCAUCCCUUGUAUUUGGUAAAUUUAACCCACGCAAAAUGAGCGGAAUUCAGAAUGAAGCCUACGAUCACGAUACGACCAGCACCGGGCUAUCACAUCGUAAGCGAAGCUCAAUCGUAAACCCAGCCGAGCAUGGGAAUGGCGACAGCUUCGCGCUUACUCACCUCCAGCCACAAACUACCCCAUCGAAUACGCAGGGGGCGGCGCCGAUAGCGCCAAUGCUGAAUGGAAAACCCCAAAAACAGACCACCCUCGUUAAAUUGGAAGACUGGUGGAGGCGGCACCGGACUCACAUCCGGAUAGCAGUGGCGGUGGCUCUGAAUGCCGCAGUGGUCAUAUUUUUUGGCUUUGCUACCGAUUACUACUUCGAAAAAGACCAAAACUGCACUACGGAAUGCGGCAUGCAAUGGUGCACUGGGUAUGGAAUGUUGGUGCUCCUUCUCGGCUUCAUCUACUUGGGCCUGAUUUACUUCCUCGUGUUAAAACCACUACUUCGGAAACCUUUCAAACAAUCCGUCAGUCAGCCGCUUAGUCGAUUUUUCCGACAAGUGUUCCAAAGUCUGUACGCCAAACUGAUAGUCGCUGGCGUGGUCCUGAUUGCGUUCGCUUUGUUCUGUUAUUUCGACACCGAAGGUGAACCGGAAAGGUUGAUGUCACUGGUCGGAAUGGUGGUGCUGUUUGCCAUAGCAUUCCUCUGUUCCAAGCAUCCGACAAGGAUAAACUACCGACCCGUGGUACUUGGAGUGACGUUCCAGUUUCUGCUGGGCUUGUUCUGCAUCCGAUGGGAGGUGGGUAGGAACAUUUUCAGCUGCAUCGGCGACAAGGUUGCCACGUUCCUGAACUACUCGGCUGAAGGUGCUGCCUUCGUUUAUGGGGAUUUUAUAGUCCGCACAGAGGGCGUCUUUGCCUUUGCGGUUCUAUCUGUGAUAUACUUCUUUAGCUUCUUCAUCUCGAUCCUGUACUAUUUGGGAGCGAUGCAGUGGGUAGUGUUGAAGCUGGGAUGGAUACUGCAGUCGAUUCUGGGAACGACAGUUUGCGAAAGCGUGAUCGCCGCGGCAAAUAUCUUCCUCGGUAUGAGCGAAUCGCCGCUUUUGAUUAGGCCUUAUAUUAAGGAUUUGACCCACUCGGAGAUACAUUCGGUGAUGUCCUCCGGUUUUGCCACCGUUUCCGGGACAGUUCUGGCAGCUUAUAUUUCUUUUGGAGCGGAACCAGCGCAUCUGAUCACGGCCAGCGUAAUGGCAGCACCGGCAGCACUUUGUUUCACUAAGUUGAUAUAUCCGGAGACGGAGGAGAGCAAAACUCGAUCGGAUAAUAUCCAAAUGGAGGAAUCGCCAGACUCUUCGAUCCUGGAUGCUGCUGCGAAUGGAGCCAAUACCGCCACGGCACUCGUCUUGGGUAUCAUCGCGAAUCUGAUCGCAUUUGUGUCGUUCAUUGCGUUCGUCAACGGCGUUCUCGGGUGGUUGGGUGAACUCGUUGGCAUACAGGACGCUUCGCUGGAGAACAUCUUUGGCACAAUCUUCCGGCCGUUAGCAUUCGUUAUGGGUGUCCCGUGGGACGAAAGCUACUUCGUUGGUAAGCUGAUCGGCAUCAAGACAAUUGUCAACGAGUUUGUGGCCUAUCAGAAGUUGGGUGAGUUCAUUGACGCGAAAGCGAUCUCGUCUCGAUCGGCCGCUAUAGCAACGUAUGCCAUCUGUGGGUUCGCCAAUCCGAGUUCGAUGGGCAUCAUGAUUGGAUCCCUGAGUGCGAUGGUUCCCGACAAACGAUCAGCCAUUACGUCGGUGGCCUUCCGAGCAUUUAUCACUGGGUCCAUAGUAUGCUUCAUGACUGCCUGUAUAGGAGGUUUACUAAUGGACGCCGAAAUUUUCAACAAUUUCGGAUAAAUACUCCAGCAGAAGGCACGAGAUAGGCCAUAUACUUCCCAGUGCGUGAAUCGUUUGAUUAGAGAUAUUCCAUAGUUUGUAAAUCUGUCUGAAAUACGCGUUGUUGUUCAUAUAUUCAUGCACUGUAAUGCAUUUACAAACUUUGUUACUAAUUUUACAUAUGUUAUUUGCAAUCUUUUGCAAAUUAUAUAGCAAAUUAUUUUGUAACAAAUCCACUUAUAAACAUACAAAAAUCAUGUUAACUGUAACCUUGGAAGAACGAUCAAAGUGCGAAGAUAGACAAACCGAAUUAUUAAUAUUUCACUGGUCAAUUUAAAUUUUUAAAAAGGGAAGAAUGCAAGAAUUGAUUUUUAAAAGCAAACAAUUAUGUCCACUAACAGAAUUUCCCAGAUCAAAGCCGAUUCACAGAUCACACUUAUGUUUAUUUUGUAAAGAUUAAUUAUAAUAGAAAUUGUUCCAUACGUUUUGACUGUAUGCUUGUGCUAUGGAAAGUGUAGAUACUGUACUACAUAAAUAUUGUAUUGCCAAAGUAUUUUUUAAUUUGUUAAUGUACCUAGAUUGAAUAUAAAUGAAGUUCAAAUAAAGAACAAGUGAAAAUUA